This is a messenger RNA of Symbiodinium pilosum, 550 nucleotides long. The record is from the annotation of a GenBank genome assembly. NCBI's taxonomy places the organism in Eukaryota, Dinophyceae, Suessiales, Symbiodiniaceae.
GUUCAAUGCGCACACCAACGCGGUUCCAGUGGCCAUGGCUUUGGAUCAGCCCCGCGCAGCGCGCAUUUGGCAGGUUUCGCUUCUUUCAGUCUUGAUUGAAUUCGUAAUUUAUGCAUCGAUUGCCACAGCUGGUUAUUUAUCCUUUGGAGCUUCGACAAAGCAAGAUUUUAUUCGGAAUUACCCGGCCGAUGAUGGCUGGAUGCUGCUGGUCCGCUGCGUGUACUCAGUGCCGGUGAUCUUCGGGGUGCCGAUCAAUUUGUCUCCUGCAGCCGCCUCCAUCCAAGCCUUAGCAGGCCGCCUCUUCUUGCCGAGCCAGCUCCUGGCGUUCGCGGACGUGAUUGGGUUGUUCGGGGCAUUCUUUGGCACGGCCACUGCGUCCCAUUUUGACCUGAAUGAGGCUAGAUUCGUUGACGUAGAGUUGACCUUGUGUGACAAGGUGAUUUGUCUCGUGUGGCCUCUCCGGAUCUACCAGCGAAACUUGGGCAACGGGAGCGAAGCUGCUCAUAAGAUGAAAGUCCUCCCCAAAGUGAUGAAGACGUUAGAGAUGUAA